AUGUUGUACGACUGUAGACGUGACAGCCUUAUUCCAGACAAAACCUUGUUGGAUUCAGACAUUCUGACCAACGCCCUGGUCUGCCGUGAUCUAUCAGAAUCUCAAUACAAAGUUUUCAAAGGGGAGAGCCUUGAUGUUAAAAUGGAAAUGGUGAAAGCUGAAGGUAAUUUCAAAAUAAGUGUUCUUACAGGCCUCGCCAAUGUUCCAAACUACGCCAGUUUCUUUGAUAAUAGAUUAUCGAAAGAGCAGCAGGGUAUAGCAAGAGUAACGCUUAGAUGCGAGAAAAUAUCUAAGGUCGAAGAACUUGAUAUUGAACUUUUAAAAAGCGUUCCUCUUGAGAAUGGCAAUGAAGUAAAAAAUGCCACACACUAUGUUUGGAGACUGCUAUAUGGGUCUAAAAACUUUUUCGUUUUUGAUCGGGAGGUAAAACGUUGCGAGAAUUAUGGUUAUGUGAUGAGAGAUAUGCAGGAGUUCAUUGAAUCUUUGCCAAACUUGGACGAGAUACCAGAAAUGGAUAAAGAAGAAGCUGGAAAGCUUACUUGUACAAUGUAUGGCGAUACCUUUCUUCAAGAAAACCCUAUAAGUUUUGGAGAAGCCUUCAUGCUUUUAAAGGAACUGAGAAAACAUGAUGAAUCUGUGGUCCCCAUCGAGGCGAGCUUACUUCCACUGAGCACAGUAGAUAUUGAAGCUGCAGCAGCACGAUAUGUCACAGAAACUGACCCAGGAAUACUUUCUCAAAUGCAAGAUAUUAUGGAAAACAUUUCAGACAUUAACGGUCGAGUCAGUGGUUUCACCACGACUAAAGCAUUUUCAACAUUUCCAAGCAUCCAAAAGAAGAUUUCAAAGUUCCGAGCAAUGGUAUCUCAAUACACGAAUGCACUCAAAAAGGAUCUCUCACAGUUACUCCUCAAAGUAAGAAGCGGAGAUGCCGAGAUGAAAGAGAUUAAAGCGAUUUUGGAGAAAACAGUUACAACGCCAUUUAAUCGAGUCUAUCUGUCCUCAUGGGUAGAUAAAACCAAGAGAGAGCUUAAGUUGCUGACAAUGUACCUAGAAAGCUUCAAAGAUUUUCAAUUCGCCUUCGAACCAGACCAGCUCGAUAGUGUCAUCACUUCCCUUGAUCAUGAUAGAGUUGUAUGCUUCUCGUUUAUGAUAGACGACUUCCAAGACGAACAACUUCAAGAGAUGGCAACCUACCUUCGCACCGGUAACUGGAACGAGAAGCCUCUUGGUCAAAAAAGCUGGUUUGAAAAUGAAGAAUUGCUAAAAGAGCUCAAGACCCUAGCCAAAACUUUCAGUAACCUUGCAAAGUCUUCAACAAGUGACAGCAGCACUAACUUUGUAGUAUCAAACAUCAGUGGCCAAGAAAAAAGUGACAAGAUUGCAGUUCUCAAGAUGUUUCAGGAUGGUCAAGAAGUCGAAUUCAAGCCUGAGAAUAUACCACUGCAGGCAUCAACACCGGGUGAUGGAGCUGAUUCUAGCCGCCCAUCAAUAACGACAUCCAAGCAGAAUAGCAGUACUCAAUUUGAUAAUACAAAGUCAAUUAGGUGUGUGAGGUCAUAUAUAGAGACAAAUAGCAUAUUGCCAACGAGGCAACUGAAUCCAUCCUCUUUCCAAAUGCAGCAAGGAGGGAAAGGUGAAAUGCUUCAGACACCUCAGUGCAUCGUCUAUGCCCAAGCAAACUUUCAAGAAUUAGAUCAAGGGGUAUUUGCAAGUCCUGACAGCGAGAGCAGAAACGUCAGAACCAAAGCGAAACAAAUGCCUUCUGGAGCAUAUGAAUCAAUUCCAUUUUUCGCAGAUGAAGCAGGAAGUGAAAAUCAGUUUAUCUCUUCACACAAGCCCGCAGCUCAAUAUCAUUCUUCUGCUAAAGGUGGGUUUUAUCACGAGAGGCACAGGAAUCUAUCUCUCGAUGUUUCCUCCGGCAAUAUGUCAACACGUUCAAUUGAAGAUCAAUCGGAAGAUCAAGAGGAACUGUCCCAAUUACCUGGUCUCAGGCUAGCUCAGAAGAUGCGACAUCAUUCCGAAGAGGUCGACCUUCAAAGAGAAGAAUUUGUUCCCGUGUACAAGCUACCAAUGGACGAGACUCUGAGGCUGGACAGGAAUAUGAUUGUUCGAAAAUGCCUUAAAGACCACCAUGAUUGUGAACGAACUUCCAAUCUUGAGGACCGACACGAGAAAGUUCUUCUGGUAAUGGGGGCUACCGGAGCUGGGAAGAGCACUCUUAUCAAUGGCAUGAUCAACUUUAUCAUGGGGGUUCAAUGGGAGGAUGACUUUCGAUUCAAGUUAGUAACCGAGAAAGUUACUUCUCAACAUGAAAGUGUGACAAAAGAAAUUACUGCCUACACUAUCCAUCCAUUAGAAGGUUCUAACAUUCCUUACACUUUUACAAUCAUCGAUACCCCUGGUUUUGGCGACACUAAAGGAUUGGACCGAGAUAUAAGUAUCACCAACCAAAUCCGAGAAUUUUUUUCUUUGAAGCCUCCCAAUGGAAUCGAUCAUCUUGAUGGGAUCGGGUUUGUUACACAGGCUUCGCAAGUGCGCCUUACUCCAACACAGAGAUACAUUUUUGAUAGCAUUCUGUCCAUCUUUGGAAAAGAUGUUCAAAACAACUUUUUUAUGAUGCUCACCUUUGCGGAUGGAAAAAGCCCUCCCGUUUUGGACGCUAUCAGAGAGGCCAAAGUAGCCUAUCAGGGUUACUUUAAAUUCAAUAAUUCAGCACUCUUCGCCGAGAAUACAAAGGCAGUUGAUGGCAACUUCGACAAAUUGUUCUGGGAAAUGGGUCGCGAGUCAUUCAAGAAUUUCUUUGAAAAGUUCGUGAGGUCUGAAAGCGUCAGUCUCCAGCUCACAAAUGAGGUUUUGAAAGAAAGAGAGCAUUUGGAGGUCCUCAUAGAAGGUCUCAACCCCCAAAUAAAGCAGGGACUCGCAAACAUCGAAACAAUGAGACAGGAGAAGCUAUUUCUGCAGCAACAUGAAGCACAAAUUGAACAAAGCAAGGAGUUUGACUUUUAUGUUCCAGUCAUGAAGGCAGAAGAAAUCGCCCUCCAAGAUUCUGGGAAACACACAACUACCUGCCUGACAUGCAAUAAUACCUGCCACGAAGAUUGCAAAAUUGCAGACAAUGACGAAAAGGCAAAAUGUGUCGCCAUGGACAAGGAAGGGAACUGUGAAGUAUGCUCUGGAAAAUGUCGCUGGGAAAAGCAUAAGAAUGUCCCAUAUUUGAUUAGAUACACCACGGUCCAAGAGAAAAGAACUUCUCUCGACUUGAAAAAAAAGUACGACACAGCUGUUUCAGGGAAGUCUAAAGUAGAAGGCAUGCUCAUCCAAUUGGAAAGGUGUCUUCAACAAUUAAGGAUCGACGUGCUAUCCGACAUGUACAAAGUGAGGAUGUCCCUCAAACGCUUAGAUGAAAUUGCAUUAAAACCUAAUCCUCUCACAGAAGUACAGUACAUUGAACUUCUGAUCAAGAACGAGAAGAGGGAAGCACGGCCUGGUUGGAAGGAUCGGGUGAAAGCUUUCGAAGAUUUCAAGAAGAAAGCUCAAAUGUUCAGCAAAAUAAAGGAGGAAAAAGAAAUUCCAAAGUUACUAGACGAGCUUAUUCCGCUGGAAGAAAAAAAAAAGGAAUCAAAAGCAAAAGGCAAAAGAAGUAAUUCGGGAUGUGCUUUAAUGUGAAAUAAGUUAUAAUUUGCGAUAGAGAAAUGAAUUAAGUAGAAAUAGAAAGAGCUGGUUCCACCCCUGUUGCACCGACCGCUUGAGUCUUUUUUCACCGGACUAAGUGUUGUUAUAAUCAAAGUUGACUUUGAAAGUGUCUUAUCUUAUCUAGUGUUUAGUUGAGUUCACUUUCCUUCCCGUGGGUGGAAUGAUGAUCCACUUUGCCGUGCUGUACAAGUCAAAUCAACCUUUAUAUCUCAAAGAAGGUAUGUCCUUGAGAAGCAAUGGCAGAAAUGUGAAAUUUCAAACCGAUUGCCAAUUCCGAGGAAUGGUCGCUAUAUACUCAUUCUUGAAGUUGGUCUUACAUGCGAUAAGUUCAAACUUUAAGGUUAGGGGAAAAAGUAGAAAUAAAGGCUAAUUUAAAAGGUUCAAAUUAUUUGAAUGAAAAGUGUUACAUAGUUACGCAGAAUAAUUUUUUUGAAGGAAGUUACUGAGCUACAUGUACAAAGGCGAGGAAGCCAGAAAUACUCGGUCUUCAGAAAUAUAGCUCAAGGUACAUAAGCUAAUAUUACGAAUUACGAAAUUAGGGAAGUUGUUGUCUCGAGCACUAGACCUUAGAAGAAACACAAUUAUCCUGGGUCUGCAGAUAAUUCUUUUUAAUUGUAUAUGUAACAAAAGAGGAAACCGUACCGUUACGCAACAAGUAACAGGAAUAUUCUGUAUAAUAGACUAGAUAUAUUAGAUGUUAUUUAAUCAGAAUUUAUAUGACACAUUGUAUCUAGGAAACGUUUGAGAGUAGAAAGGCAUGUGUCAUUUGAUUAAUAAUAAGUAAGCUUUAGGCUAGGUAAGCAGCGCGAGAUCUGAUAGAAAACAUCAGUUGUUUCUAGUAUUUCAUUGGGUCAACAGUGACUCAACUUUUAGUAAGUGUAACCUAUUGAGCACCUCAGAAGGUUAAUUUUUUUCAAAUAUCUUAUAAGUACUACCAACUCGUUAUUAGUACUUAGUAUCCUAAUGCCUAUACUUUACAGGUAUCGGUAAAACAGACACUAGGGUGUCUGAGUUGAGAAUUUUUCGAGUCAAUCUAUUACAUACAUUUGAAAUACAUAUCCGACAAGCUAGCAGAGGAGUUUAAGAACGAAGUAAUUAUAAUCCAGAUAGGACAGCUUAGAAUGUUGCUCUAGUUUCUUUAAAUCCCUUUGAUUUGUAAUUUUUUUAAAUCUCAUUACUCUCAGUAUUUUUCAAGAAGUAUUCUAGAAAUUUAAGUUGCACGUUAUGUUUGUAAUUGAUUACGUGAGGCUAAGGUCAUAGAAAUGAGACUAUUUAGACUAUGCUAAAUGACGCUAAAGGUAGAAUUAGAAAGAGUAAUAAUAACGAGAAAAAAGAAAGAUUAAAUGAGAAUAAUAAAAACAAGAGGAGGGGCAGAAGAAGAAAAUGAAGAGAGAAAUGGAAAAAAGAGGAUAAAGAAGAGGUCAACGAGAACGAAGAAGAUAAAGAGGAAGAUCAAGAUGACAAAAUGAAGAUUAUGAAGAGAAAGUCGGAAAAGAAGAAGAGGAUCUAAGCAAAUCAUGAGGAAAUAGAGGAUGAAGAUGUAAAAAGACAAAGUAUACAGCAAAAAUAAAAACGAUGGUGAAUAAAAGACGAAGAAAAAAGAAGCGGAGAGCACGAAGAAAAAAAAGAACAAGAAAAAGCACGAGACCAAGAGCAAGAGUAAGAUCAUCAACAAGAAGAACAACGACAAGAGCAAGAAGAAAAAGAAAAAAGAAGAAAAUAAUGAAGAAGUAGAAUGAAAGAAAGAGAAAAUAAGUGGUAUGAUGAGAAGAGGGAGAUAAACAGGAAAAUGCAAAAGAAGUAACAAGAAGAACAACAAGAAUAAGAAUAAGGAUGCGAAGAAGAAAAACGAGGAGAAAUAGAAGGAGAACAACAACAAGAAGAAAUAAAGAAAAAGAAGAACGAGAAAUGCAAAAAGAAAGAGAUCAAGAGUAAGAAGAACUUAAGUAAAGAGCCGGAAAAGAAGAGAGAAAAAGAAAAACGAAAACAAGGACAGGAAGAAAAUUAGGAAGUAGUGGAAAAGGAACAGGAAGACAACUACCAGAAAGAAAGAAAAUAAUACGAAGAAGGGAAACAAAAACAACAACAAGAGAUGAAGAACAACGGAAAGAAGAGAAAAAGAAGACGACAAAGGAUAAGCGGAGGAAGAGAAAUAGAAAACAGAAGAAGUGCAAGGGCAGACAGCAAUUGACCUGUAAACUACUUCAAGAUGCUGCCAUUCAACAUGAGACACUCGUGAAUAAGGUAACAUGUUAAUCCAUAGGAAAUGAUAGAGGUAAAGUUAACUAAAGAGCCAAGGGGCCUAUCAUGCCAGAGUUUAUCUUUUUCCAGUAAAACUAAACGGCUAGCAGUAGAGCCGCUCCCCCUGCAUAGAAUCCCAUUCCAUUGAACUGCAUUUCGUCAGGUUGACCUGACAGUUUGUUGGUAUUCAUUUAUCACACUGAGCGAAGAGGACGCUGUGAGAGUAUUGAAUCCCACUCAAAGACAAAACAUGCUGACCCCCAGUGGCGUUGAACCCAAACUUUUUGAUCCAUGGUCCACCGCAUUAACAAUAGGGCAACAGCGUCUCCCAUCUCUAGGAAUUUAGAGAGGAAGCCCACCCCCUCCCCCCCCUUAGGAAAAGGCUCUCUUUUCAAUUUAACCACAAAAACCACGUUAUUCCGAUUUAAUGGUUACCCCAUAGUCCAUAUAAGUUUCCCUCGAGGGCUAAAUAACGCAUACCCAAGCUAUCGCCAGACAAUUCGUCAUAGCACAUCUCCACAGUCACUCGGUUGCCACAGUCACAUAGAUUAAGAUGGAAUAUUUCAGAACAGCAUUUUCUUCUUAUCAUGAUUUGAAGGCCUAGAGAUCUUGCGCACACCUUACCGAACAACUUAAUCAUGUUUCUUUCUUAAGAAUGAUAUAACUAAUUUCUUCCGUAUAUCUCAUAUUUAGGAUGAAAUCGAGCGAUACAGAAUGACGUCUGUGGACUGCCACGAAGAUGGAGCUUCAUCCGAAGAAAAACUGACUGGCUGAGACACAAACUUGCGCCGGAUAUGAGAGAUGAUGAAGAUUUACCAUCAGGUCGUAGGAUUACCUACACUAGCAGAGCCAGAUGUAGAGAAGGCAUCGCGAUGGCCGCUAUAUCGUUAGGUGAGUCGAUGAAUCUCAAUAGUGUGGUGUUGAGACUUUAUUAGCGUCAAAUGUGCUUUAACUGAUCAUCGCACAACUACAAGGUUAAGCGAGGUCAAACAUGUGCGUCUUUAUGUCUGGUUACUCUAUGUAAGAAGGUUAUGAAGCAAAAGAUACAAAGCUACGUACUAAGCAUUUUUAAUUUAUUAAUGGUGCGUUUGCUAAAUGUCAGGUAUUGUUUACCCGACAUAUGAAUGAUUUUGUGGUUCCUUUAAUGCGAUUGGAGACGAGGUGGCCUCACGGUUAGCGACCUGGACUUAAGAUCAAAGAUAGUAUAAGUGGGUACCGGUGAAACAUCAAAAUUCUUAAGCGAUGAACGAGGAAGGGGUAGUCAGGAAAUCGGAACAAGCUCCAACCGCUGAGCUCCUAAGCUCUUAAAAUAAUUAUAUAACCAAUUCUACCACCUGAGGAAGAGUCUUUCUUAAUCGUGAAUUUUUGCAUUCAUUUGCAAAGCAAUGUGACUUUAAAAUAUAGUUCUACGAUUUGAUUUACAAUUUUGAUUUGAAAUGGGGAAGGUAUCGUGAUAUACAGGCGUUACUGUAUAUCUGACAUUGCUACUCUGCUGAAAUCACUGAAAUUUUUUCAACAUUGGAGUUCUCUUUACCUUCAGCUACUAACCCUUGUUAUUUCUCUUCCGUUUCGUUUUAGAGGGUAAGCGAGACCGGAACAAUAGUUAACUGGUUGUGAUGGCGAAAAUGCACCAGUACCAGUUUUGAAGAUCUGCUACCUUCCCAAAAAAAAGUAACACUCACUGAACUGAGGACACUUAGUAUACUAUAAAUUAACUCUACCAGAGACGCAAUAACUUGGAAGAAUUAAUUUCUAUUGUUAAUUAAAUAAUGUUUGAAAAAUGCAAUUGCAUGUCCAACUCAUUUCAGUUUAGGAUUUUUCGGUUUGUUCGAGCCGUCUAUUUACUCUCAAUUUUGAAAACUUUUGAAGUGAUUUUGAUGACUGAUGAAAAGUAAAUUCAUUCAAAAGCAAAAGAAGUUUUGUUAUUAUUAUUCCCAGUUUUUCAUGUCGCUAAUUUUUGAUUGCCAAU
Messenger RNA from Pocillopora meandrina, 7903 nucleotides. Lineage: Eukaryota; Metazoa; Cnidaria; Anthozoa; Scleractinia; Pocilloporidae. The record is from the annotation of a GenBank genome assembly.